AGAGACUUGUGAAAUCAAACAAAUUCUAGCAAACUGAACAAUCUUAUUGCAAAAAUUUUUUAUUCUGGUUUUGCUGAAGAUUUGAUUAGUCAAAGUAUUUCUUGCUGUGGAAAACUUAAAAGUUGUUUCAUCUGAAUUUCUAUUAUAAAUCUGAAAAUGAAGCUUACUGUGACAACAUUAACCGAUUUAAUUGUUACUCUUGACGUAAGUCCCGAUAUGGAGUUGGAAAAUUUCAAAGCUCUUUGUGAAUGUGAAGUCGGUUUUCCAUCUCAGCAAAUGGUUAUAACUCACGAAGGACGACCUCUUAUGGAUAAUAAGAAAGAUUUAAGUUCUUUUGGAGUUAAAGAAGGUGAUGUCCUUUUGAUACAACAGAUUUUUCCAAAUUUACCAAAUUCUCAGUCUCAGCUUCCUGAUCUGGGUAUUGAUUUCAGCGCUAUCAAAUUACCUAAUACCCCUGCUCCAUCACCAGCUACUCCUCCAGGAAUACCAACAGCUUCAUUUUCUGCUGCAGGAGCUUCGACUUCUACCCCUCAUGCUGAUACAGCUGAACGUUUAAGGCAAGAUUUAUUGAAUUUCCCGGAUCGUUUAGCAUUAUUGAAACAGAACAACCCAAGUUUAGCAGAAGCUUUCUUGUCUGGCAACAAAGAAAUGUUUGCUGAAGUGUUAAAUAGGCAGCUUGCUGACAAAGCUGAAAGAGAACGGAAGCGAAUUCAAAUGCUUAAUGCUGAUCCAUUCGAUCCUGAAUAUCAGAAAUUGAUUGCUGAAGAAAUCAGGCAGGACAAUGUGGAUUCAAAUAUGGAAGCAGCGAUAGAAUACCAUCCUGAGAGCUUUGGACAAGUAACUAUGCUUUAUAUAAACUGUAAAGUGAAUGGCCAUGCUGUUAGAGCUUUCAUCGAUAGUGGAGCCCAAACUACUAUUAUGAGCCAAGCCUGUGCUGAGAGAUGUGGCAUCAUGCGGUUGGUGGACAAAAGAUGGUCAGGAUAUGCUAAAGGAGUAGGUGUGCAAAAAAUAUUGGGUCGAGUUCAUUUAGGGCAUAUACAAAUUAACGAUGUGUUUUUGCAGUCAUCAUUUUCAAUAUUAGAAGAUCAGGUAAUGGAUAUGCUUUUGGGUCUUGAUAUGUUAAAGCGGCAUCAAUGUUGUAUUGAUUUAAAAAGAAAUGUUCUAGUUAUUGGAACUACUGGUACUGAAACUCCAUUUCUGAGCGAGAGUGAUUUGCCAAGAAGUAUGUCCCAAGUAUGUGAACCUACUGAGUUGGAAAUGAGUCGAUUUGGUCCACGAGGCAAUCCAGAUAAUCCUAAUAAAAAUAAAUGAUCUGAUUUUCAUUGGGAAAUAUCAAAACAUUUUACAGUAUAUUAUCGGAGACACUUUUGUACUAUUUUUUAAAGCUUAUUUGUGUACACAUAUAAUACUGACUAUUAUCAUUCUGUAUUAUCUGUUAUCAUUUUGAAGAUGCCCGUAAGGAAUUACUUUAUGUCAUGUCAUAACACUUAUACUUAUUCACGUAUAAGUGAAUUUUAAGUAUAAAAGAUGUUUUUGUUUUUCUAUUUAAGAAAAUGGUUUUUAAAAUGUUUUGAGAAUUUUGAAUUAUUUUAUUGUACAUUUUUGUAGCAAUGUAUUACCUCAUAUGUUUAUAUAUUAUUAAUUUAUUUAGGGGAAAAGGGCUUUUUUUCAAUGCAGACGUCAAUGUAAAAUAAAAAUUUGUUUAGUUUUUUAAAGAAAAAACUUCAGCACUUUUUAAAUCGAUAAUUGCUGUAUUGUAUACAUUUUAUUAUGGGCGAGAUUUUUUUAGUUUUAUAUUGGGGGUUUCUGCUACAAUUGAUAUAAAUAUUUUUUUACAAUUUUACAACUCAAAGUAUAUUUUGUUAUCGAUGAAGAAAAUGAAAUAAUAAACUUGCCAGCUGUUUACUUCAAUUGAAAUGUAAAAUUUAUUAUAAAUUAUUUCAGCACUUUAUUCAAUGUCCUGUAUAAUUUAAUUAAUGAGGAAAUUCUGAAUAUAAUUUUGCUUUUACAAUUUAAAUCAUUCAAUCUGUUUGCUUUUACUAUUUAAAUCAGUCAACAUGUUCUGUCAUUUCACUUGUAGGUAUAUUGCAAAUUUAGGCAGGAUGAUGAUAGAUUAUUGUGACACUUGUGAAAUUAUUAAACAGUGCUUCACAUGUAAAAUUUUUGUUUUGUUCCUGCCUGUUUAAAUAAAAUAA
This is a messenger RNA of Argiope bruennichi, 2195 nucleotides long. It is a transcript of the gene rngo, whose product is annotated as protein DDI1 homolog 2-like. Gene Ontology annotation, biological process: proteolysis. The record is from RefSeq and is a predicted model, not a curated record. Bases 157 to 1311 code for a protein of 384 amino acids. The transcript has a single exon. Gene Ontology annotation, molecular function: aspartic-type endopeptidase activity; protein binding. NCBI's taxonomy places the organism in Eukaryota, Metazoa, Arthropoda, Arachnida, Araneae, Araneidae.